Molecule: messenger RNA, 3651 nt
Organism: Cynoglossus semilaevis (tongue sole)
Lineage: Eukaryota; Metazoa; Chordata; Actinopteri; Pleuronectiformes; Cynoglossidae
Gene: rmnd5b
Product: required for meiotic nuclear division 5 homolog B
Exons: 10
Coding region: 344-1519 (391 amino acids)
Biological process (GO): proteasome-mediated ubiquitin-dependent protein catabolic process
Cellular component (GO): cytoplasm; nucleus; GID complex
Molecular function (GO): ubiquitin protein ligase activity; protein binding
Source: RefSeq, a predicted model, not a curated record
AACUUAUGUGAAUUAACGUGGUUGUCAUUUUGUCCUGUAGUAUUUUUCAGUGAAUCUUGUUAUCUCGGCUAGCUAACUAGCUGUUGAGUAGCCUUUGUAGCUUAGCCAGAAUCAGCGUCAGCGUUUGUUUACGUCCGCUUUUGCCGCAGCUAAACAAAAAUCCGAACCGCUACUAAUUACAUAUUCUUCUUAAAUGUCGACCACAUACAAUUUUAAUUAUUAUUUGCCAGUCCAACAAAUACAAAGUUGCUGCUUGAAACACAAGCGUAUUUUGUGUUAAAUGCUGGUUUCCUCUGUUGCGGUGUCAGUAUUUUGUGUGUGUGUGUGUGCGUGUGUGUGAAAAAUGGAACAGUGUGCAUGUGUGGAAAGGGAGCUGGAGAAAGUACUUCAUCGCUUUGUAAUGUAUGGGCACCAAUCUGAGGAGAGACUCGACGAGCUCCUGCGCAGUGUCUGUGAAAUACGAGGACAACUAGUGGCCUUUGGUGUACAAGAUGCAGACUUAUCUGUCCUGUCACAGACCAUGGCUCAGUGUUGUAAGAAUAUCAAAGAAACAGUGCAAAUGCUAGCUUCACGACAUAAGGACAUCCACGGCAGUGUGUCCAAAGUGGGCAAAGCCAUUGACAGAAAUUUUGAUGCAGAGAUCAGUGCUGUGGUGGCAGAGACGGUGUGGGACACACCAGAGAGACAGAAAUACCUGAGUGAGACUAUCGUGGAGCAUUUGUACAGACAAGGGAUGCUCAGUGUUGCAGAGGAUCUGUGUCAGGAGUCUGGUGUAGUUAUAGAUAUGAGUAUGAAGCAGCCUUUCCUGGAGCUGAACAGGAUCCUUGAAGCUCUGAGGAUGCAGGAUCUUAGGCCGGCACUAGAGUGGGCUGUAACGAAUCGACAGCGCCUCCUGGACUUAAACAGCACUUUAGAGUUCAAGCUGCACCGUCUUUACUUCAUCAGUCUGCUCAGUGGAGGAAUCAACAACCAAAUGGAGGCGCUGCAGUAUGCCAGGCACUUUCAGCCCUUUGCCUCUCAGCAUCAGAGAGAUAUCCAGAUCUUGAUGGGCAGUCUGGUGUAUCUGCGUCAUGGCAUUGAAAACUCGCCUUACCGCGGCCUGCUGGAGACCAAUCAGUGGGCAGAGAUUUGUAACAUCUUCACCAGAGAUGCCUGCGCUUUACUGGGCCUCUCUGUAGAGUCGCCACUGAGUGUGAGCUUUGCAUCAGGCUGCAUGGCUCUGCCAGUACUAAUGAACAUUAAGCAGGUGAUAGAACAGAGACAGUGCAGUGGAGUCUGGACACACAAAGAUGAGCUACCUAUUGAAAUUGACCUUGGGAAGAAGUGCUGGUACCAUUCUGUGUUCGCCUGUCCCAUACUCCGGCAGCAGACGUCAGAGAGCAACCCACCCAUGAAGCUCAUCUGUGGCCACGUCAUCUCCAGAGACGCCCUCAACAAACUGACAAACGCUGGAAAGUUGAAAUGUCCGUACUGUCCCAUGGAGCAGAAUCCGUCACACGCCAAGCAGAUCUACUUUUGAUACUGCACACAUUUACUCACCAGUGAGAAUGAAGAUCCCUGGAGCUCCUCACAUUUCCAGGACCAUUUGCUCUGGCAGUUUUCCCCCUGUCCCCGGCGCCUGGGCCUGUUAUUUGUAAGCAAGUUAAGUUUAUUUCCCAGUGCUCCAGUGGACAGCCUCGGCCACCCUGUCACCCACCCCGGACCCUUUAACUUUACAUAGUCCAGAGCCCAGCGGUGAUGAUCCACCUACAGCCUGUCAUCGUGCGUGUUGUCAGCGUGGAGAUCAUGGACGUCACAAGGAUUCACCCGUGGAAAUGGAUCAUUCAUAAAUUGCAAAUGCGGAGUUAGAGGUUAUCCUUUUUUUUUUUUUUUUUAAAUCUGUCAUACUUUAAUAGUGUUUGUUUGACAGCUUGAGUUGGAAGGACAGCUUUUUUCCCCCCCUGACGGAAGUGGUGAAAUAAUUGUUAAAGGGUGUGUGUGUGUGGGUAAAUGAGUGGUGAGCAGUUUUUGACUUCAGGAUUGUAAUGAACUUCUGUUAUACCGGACAAACGGACAGCAUAACAAAGUGUAGUUGGUUUAAUCUGCUGCGAGGGGAGCCUGGAGGUCUGUCUUUGAUUGUUGAACUAUUACUCCUCCAUAAUAAAGGCCUCACAUAGCUUAAAAGUCACCGUUGGCUGAUGUAUCCAUUUGUAGAAAAUCUGUAAGAAAAUUGAACUAACUCAUCGAUGGCAGAACAGCUUUUUUUCCCCCUUUUGUGACUGACCGCACCAGCAAGAUAUUGUUUUUCUCAUUAUAGGAGCCAUCUCUUGUUCUCUGUAUGUAAUUAACAAUGACAAAAAAAGGAAACAAAAAUAUAUAUAACUACUGUGACAUGUGUUUUUUUAAUUGCAACUGCCAGGAUAGCUCAUGUAAAAUAGUACAUUUAACUGAAAGUCUACAUGCAUAAUCAACACUGCUGUGUAACUUUCAGAAGUAUUGACACGUCAGUUAACGUCACGGCCGUGCCGUCGCCUCACUCUGCUCUGCAUCGUGUUCCCCCAGCUUGCACGCCAUGUGACAUGGAGAUGUAAAGUGGUGUGACGGUAGCCGUUAUGGUCUGACUUGCAGUGACUGUGGGCUUGUGAUUCCGCUUUACUCGCCGUGGGUGGAUGGAAUCCUUCUGGUCUUUGUGGCUGUUGUUUAAUAUAUACUUAGAAAAAAAAUACCUUCCCUGCUUACAUAGGUUUGUCUUUCAUCCAGAGGUUGACUCAUAUGAGAAACAAUAAUACUUACAUCUCCUCAGGGCUCGUCGUAACAGGUCAUACACACACCUCACAGUUGGCUUUAAGCUUCUCAUACGGAUUACAUACAUUUUACAUAUUAAUAUAUAUACAUAUUUACGCAGAAAUAUUGUGAUAUUGAUGCUCAUAGUUUGAGUAGUACUGGAGUUUGUAUUUAUGAACUAACUGAUCAAAGGUGGCCACUGGCGGUGGCGCUAUGGUUUUCGGGACAUUAGUAACAGGCGAUAAUAACGGUGAUGUCAUCUCACACAGUGAGGCAAAAUCAUUCAUCAAGCACUGCACCAGCAUCACUCACGUGUGAUCAUGAUGGUUAAUUUGUUUUAAUGUCUUGCUUUUAUUGAGUUAUAGUAUAUGUUUUGUGGGGAAUUAUUUUCUCUACUUUUUUUUUUAAACUUCUUUUUUUUUUUUUUGACAAUCACUCGUUGCUUCUUCUUGCGUUCAUUUGGGUAGACUGCCAGCGCUUUGGAUUUUGGUUGUGUCCUUUGUUGGAUGUUUGCGAUCCUGGCUUUUGUGUGUGUCUGCAGCCUUUAUUGUAAAUAUUUAUCCUCUAACCUGUUUCAUAUCCCUGCAUCUGAGACUCGAAAUAAAAAUUUAUACUCAAGGUCAGUUUUGAGGCUUCAGCGGGUAUAAGGUGAGGAUGUCCAAAAUGUGUUCAACUUUGGCAGGAUUUGAAAAGGUUAAAAUACCUUAAGGUAAACUGCUCCUCCUCUGGCACUAUAUUGGUAGCCUUAUAGCAUAGUUGCCUAAGUAAUAAUUUGCCCAAAUCUACUCUUUUAACACUGCUGAUUCACUUUAUCUUUUUAAAAGACUUGUUGACACAUCUGCUUGAUCCUGCUGUUACAGUUUAAAUAAAAAGUUGUGUUUGCCAAAA